AGAGGCUAUAUAUUCGCUGGCCAUAUGAGAGCAUUUCGAGAGGGAGAGGUGACUCUCCCCACUCUCGGCCGUACCAGGGCAUUUGGGGGCUUAUUUGGAUUAAGUCACAAAGAUAACGAAAGAUCAGACAAGAAACAUAUUCAACUUCUCAAAAGCCUAGAGAACCAACCGGUUGAAAAUAAAUUUCUGACUGAACCGAAAAGGUAUGUGCAUAAUUUUUUCAGUAAAGAAUUAAAUAAAGAAAAACUUGAAGUAUUAGCACUAGGUUUAAAAUUUUGUGAUACACGAAACCGCGUAAACCAUAUGGAUAAAGACAUCCAAUUUGAAAACCUACAUCGUCAGACAUCCGAUCUAGUCCCAACUUCGAAUCUGGAACUGGAACGUUUCAAAGCAAGCAUCAUUGAGUAUUGCUAUCAGUUUAAGCAUAGUAGAUAUAACUACAGAAGUAUUUUGACUAAAAAACAUAAGGAGGCUAUCAGUGAACUUAUUAAUGACGAGAACCUGAUUAUCACAAAACCUGACAAAGGAACAGGAACUGUCUUACUUAAUAGAAAUGACUACAUUGACAAGAUGAAUAACAUCUUGAAUGAUCACCGAAAAUUUCAGAAAUUGAAUAACCAAAAAGAUGUCGAUAAUAAGAUAGAAAAUGAACUGACCAGAUCUUUAAAAAAGCUCAGAGAUCAACAGAUAAUUCCACCAGACAUAUAUGAAUCAAUCAAGCCGAUAGGUACUCAUUUACCUAGGUUAUACGGACUACCGAAGGUACAUAAACGUGAUAUUCCAUUGAAACCAAUUUUAGACAUGUACGAUUCUCCUUACCAUACGGUAGCAAAGUGGUUAGUAACCGUUUUAAAACCACUUCACAAACAACUAGUAAAGCACUGUAUUAAGGAUGUAUUUCAAUUCGUCGAGAAGAUUAAAAACAUAAACAUCAAAGGUCUAAAGAUGAUGUCCUUUGACGUAACGUCAUUUUUCACAAAUGUCCCAUUCAGAGAGACUGUAGAAUAUAUUUGUGAACAGCUUAGAGAACAGGAAGUAGUAACUACAAUCCCUGUGGAGACCAUCAAAGAAUUACUACUAAAAUGUACUAUGAAUGCACACUUCAAAUUCAAUGGUGAAAUCUACAGACAAAUAGAUGGUGUCGCGAUGGGUUCACCCCUAGGUCCCAUAUUGGCUGAUAUUUUUCUCGCGAAACUAGAAAACGGCCCACUGACAACAGAUUGAAAAGUUUUCACUUUAUUGCCGAUAUAUGGACGACACGUUCAUCCUAUGUAACGACUAUAUUGACUUAACGGAGACACUGCAGCUAUUCAAUACAGCUCAUCAGUCUAUAAAAUUCAUGUGUGAGGAGGAAAAUGGAGGUAGGAUCACUUUUCUAGAUGUUCUCCUUACAAGGAGAAAAGACGACUAAUUAGGGAGAAAUAUAAACAGGAAAACAUCGUGGACGGGUCAGUAUACUAACUUUCUUAGUUUUGUUCCUCUACAGUACAAAAGGAACCUAAUUAAGACAUUACACUAUAGAAUUAUUUUUUAUUUAUUUAUUUAUUUAAAC
This is a messenger RNA of Schistosoma rodhaini, 1552 nucleotides long. Lineage: Eukaryota; Metazoa; Platyhelminthes; Trematoda; Strigeidida; Schistosomatidae. The record is from the annotation of a GenBank genome assembly.